AUGGUUUACUUCUUCUUCCAGACGGGUUUACAAGAAGAUACGGCGUUGGACGAGAUGACCUGGUCAGCACCAUCACCUAAACAUGCUAAUGUGCUGGUAUUACUUAACGCGCUGUAUACUUCCGGCUUUGCGACGACAUCGCCAACAGUUCCACGACUUACUGGUAACUUUAAUUUGAGAAUUACUGUUUUAUAAUGUUUUAUAUUGACAUUCCGCUUUUUUGUAAAACGUCACCAGAUUUUUUUGGCAAUUACAUAUGUUGAACCUUAAAAGUUACUGGCUGGCCUUUUACUCUUUAAUAUCAUACUUUAAUGACAUCUUUAGGUAAAACUAUGCACACACUGUAUGCCAUUAGCUUUAUAGUAUACAGUACGACAGCGUUCAUCGACUGGAUUCAUACAUAUGCUGUUCUAAAAGGCGCAGAAACUUCAUUUCCACUAAAGGAUUGGUUUGUUGUAUAUAUGGUUGGCAUUAGUGUUGCUGGAUCAACGCUAAAUGCUCUUUUAAUUGUAUGUUUUCAAGAUAAUAUCUAGCAAUGAUUAUCUUUCAGUUUUCUUUAGUGAUCGGCGGAACGUUUGCUUAAAAUUGUCAUUAAUGAGAAUAGCUGUGUAAUCUAAAAUAAGUAACCUUAAAGUAACCUGUUUUAUUGUCACAUAAAGCAACUCAUGGUUAAAACUUUUAGGUUCUUUGCGUAGAAAAUGCGUUUGCAUAUCGUGUUCACGUUACACCAUAUCGUACUGGCCUUGCUGUGAUAUGGGAGACAUUCGUUGAGUGGAUUCAUUCCUUCAACAACUUCAGAGUCGCCUUCUUAUUUGCUGUUUGUCACGACUUACCGCUUACCAUUGCCAACUUCUUCUUCAUAUCAUCUUGUCGACUUUCUGGUGUUCAUGUAAGUUGAUAUUAAUUGGCUUUAGAGCAUGAUACAGCUUAUUCUAGUCCAUUUUUUGUGUUCUUUAGUGUUCAUAUAUUCAUAUAAAAGUACUUGCUUCCAGGUUCAAUCAUGGCACCUUACCUUAUCAACCUUUUCGUUAUUGGUAUCUUUAACAUGGAGAAUAAUCAUGUUAUACUUUGCGUAUCGUCGUAUGAUAUGUCCAAAAAAGUCGGGCAAUUCCUCUAAUAUGCCAAGCCGACAACCAUCCUUCCGAGAGCACAUUGAACAACAGAUUUCGUUCAAGUAAUUAUCUUCCACAUUGCAGUGACUGAUAUUGAACUAUAAUUCACCUUUUUAGUUUAAACACACGUUCUUUCUGUAGUAUAAGCAUGUUCCAAAUUAUGUUAUUUUAAUAAUUUUUUAAAUUAUGUUACACUCCUUUUAGUUGAUAACCUUUAAUUCACCCAUUUGUUGUUAACUUAUGUUACAGUAGUUGCUUUAAUUUCCCUUGGUUCAAUUUGUUACAGUAAUCUUUAGUUACGGGUCAAUUUCCAGUUUCGACUUGAAUGACAACGGUCGAUUAAGUGAUUUCGACGAGACUUGGCCAGUCCGCUGGUCGAUUUCGAAAGUUUAUGGAGAAUAUCCGAUACCAAAACAAGCUGUUUUAUAUUAUAAUGAGCCCAUGUACGGCAAUAAGUGCCUGAAAGCGGUAGAGACGGCGUUUUGCUACGCUAUUUUACAUGUAAGUUCAUAUUAUAUUAUAAUAGUAAAAAAUUUUAAAAAAAUUUUAAUAUUGGUACAAUUUAACAUUAUCCUUACUAUAAAUAACAUUAACAAUAUAAUGGUAAAAUAACAAUAAGAAAAACAAUCUAAGCCUUUAUUUUUAGAUAUCAGACGCUCUGAAGUCAACAUUCAAGCGGAUGCUUUGCAUCGCUCUGACUAUAUCAACAUACUUGUGCUGUUGUGCCAUUGGAUGUUUACCAUGUUUGAAUUACUACUUUUGUAGGAAAACAAGUCUUUCAAAACGACAUAAAUGCUCAAAAACUUUUGUUAGGUAUGAAUUUUACCAUAAAACCUUACCUAACAAUAAAAUUGUUACCUAAAAAUCUUACAAAACUUAAUACUUUAGCUAACAAAGUUACAUUUUAACUUUAAUGAUACUAUUAGGUUGUUCAAAUAAUUCGGUGUCCCAUAAACACGCAAAUUUGUUUUGAGAAGAAGCACACAAUUAUUUGAACAACAUAAUAUAACUCAAAGAUAUAAAAGUAAUUAAAUACCUAAAUAUAUUUCAGAUUCUUCACGGUAUUCUUUCACUAUUUCAUGAUGUUGUUCUCGACCAUAUCAACUAUCACUUUAAUUAUGCUCAACUUGAUCUUACUGACCUCAAUUCAUAGUUUAGGUACUAACACUUUGCCUCCGGAAAUCUUUCAAGUAAGCUUUACUUUUACAGUCAAGAAUCAAGUUUGUUUUACUAUUCUUUAAGCCUAAUUUAAUACAAAAAUAACCGGACCGCUAUCGUAUUUUACAAAAAUAUAUAAAUAUUCAAGUACACACUUGCGAGUACAGUAUACAAAGUAAAUCUUUAGGUAUGCCACGCAGUAGAUUUUGAACACAGAACAAUAACACCACAUGUUCUACCAGCGUUAACAAGGUUAGAAAACAACAAAAAUGAGCACUUACGAUGGGUCUGUAAGCCUAUUUGGGCGAAUCCAUUCACUCGAGAUAAGAUGCACGAUGGACCAUGGCAAGUUCGGCUUCAAAUCGAUGAAGAUAUGUCGCUGGUAGGUUGUAUUAUGUUUUACGGGGUGAUUUGGGCUUAUUGGCUAUCUAAAAUAGUUAUAAUUAAUAGUUGUAAUCCUAGAGUUGCUCAACAAAAUAAAAUUGUUACCUAAAAUACAUUAUAUCAUUCAAAUUUGCAAAGGACGACAUUUUUUACUUAUAAUAACUUAAAUACAAUUAAAAAAAAUACGACACGCAAAGAAUAAUAUAAUUUAACUUUAACAUUCAAACGUAGACAAUUAUAACUAUUCAUAACCUUUACAGGCCAUUUCCACCCACUUUUAUUCAAAUUUCACGACAAAAAACGUGGAACAUGUUAUAAAAUACGAUCACACAGUGUUACACAUGGAUCGACGAGAAUGUUGGCGAGAUGCCAAAAGUAAUUGGAAGUUCAACAGUUACCUAAACAGUCUCAGCUGGCCCUACUUCUCAGCUUGUAUACCAACUUUGCGGCUUUCGAAGGAGUUUCUGAUACAUUGUCCAUGGCCUUUCAACCCACACAUAAAGUAA
Molecule: messenger RNA, 3160 nt
Organism: Bursaphelenchus okinawaensis
Lineage: Eukaryota; Metazoa; Nematoda; Chromadorea; Rhabditida; Aphelenchoididae
Source: the annotation of a GenBank genome assembly